CCGGGCCUUAUAUCCUUGUAAACAAACACAGCCUUCUAGUUUCCAACCAUGGACUCUACUCCUCGCGCUCUUAGUAUCGACUACAAGGAAAAGGAGAAGGCGAAAGCCAAACCGUCUGAUGAUGCGACCGGAAACCCAGGUGAUGCGGGGAUUUGUCCGCUCUAUUUGGGAUCUGGACUCAAAGACCACAAGAUCGGGGUCGGCAAGAAGAAGAAGAAGAAAUUCUUUUAUCCACAAGAUGGCCUUCAGGGGCAUGGCAGGAGCUUCCCCACUGAGGAGACAAUGAAAGUAGCUGAAUCAUCGAUUGGCCACCAUCUCUCUGAAGAAGAAGCUAAGAAAAGGGCUGAUGACGAAUAUUUUUUAAGAGAAUUACGCGGGUGACAACAACUGCUGCUGGAGAGCCAUAUAACAGUAAGGGCGACUAUGUUUGCUUACUAAAUGCUGAAGAAGAAGAGAAUAGUGAAGAAGAACGAGACGGUUGUUCCGUUUGUUACCAAGACCACAUGAAUAUGGAAUGCCCAUGGAUACUUGAUGAUAGUGUUCCGGCAGGCGAAACAGUUGGACAUUGGUACGACUUGGAAUGCAAGGGUUGUGGGAAGGUAGGAUCUGCAUGCUGUUCUGAGGGAGCACGCCCUGUUCUCAGGAGGUGCGGUUUUUGUUUUGAUUUCGGUCACUGGAUGGAGAACUGCCAGAACUAUAAGUAUAUGCCCGUUUCUGAGUUCCCAGAUUAUCCAUAGCAGAUUUGUCAUCUACUUCUCUUUUUGUAGUAAGUCGUUAUGAUACUUUGUAAGGAAUAGCUUAAUCUCAGUAGAUGAUGGUUCUAACCUUGUAACAAAGAUUAAUCAUCUGUGAGAAGUUCAGAACAAUGAUUUGAGAUGCUUGCUUUAUGACCGUUGCGUAUGGUUAUAUUUUGCUUUUCUAA
This is a messenger RNA of Argentina anserina (silverweed cinquefoil), 922 nucleotides long. RefSeq lists its product as uncharacterized. Bases 49 to 381 code for a protein of 110 amino acids. The record is from RefSeq and is a predicted model, not a curated record. Lineage: Eukaryota; Viridiplantae; Streptophyta; Magnoliopsida; Rosales; Rosaceae. The transcript has 4 exons.